This is a messenger RNA of Colletotrichum abscissum, 927 nucleotides long. Its product is annotated as acetyltransferase. The record is from RefSeq and is a predicted model, not a curated record. Lineage: Eukaryota; Fungi; Ascomycota; Sordariomycetes; Glomerellales; Glomerellaceae. Bases 1 to 927 code for a protein of 308 amino acids. The transcript has 5 exons.
AUGGCAAAGGUACAUACCUCCGUCCCGGAGGGUCUCAUCCCUCUCCUGGAAUCCCACCUCCCAAACUCCCUCGUCCUCCUCCGCCGCCUCCAAUUCACCCGUUUCAAGGACGGCAUGCGCCCAACAGCCCGCAUCAUCCUAGCUUCAGACGCACCACUCCCUUCUAGUGCCUCGCAACAAGAUGCCGAUGCAUCAGGUCAAGAGCCACGGAACUUCUGCGCAGCAUACCUCGACUUCGGCAGCACCAAAGAAACCCAACUCUUCAUGUACUCAACAGUCGAAAACGCCGCCGACAAAACUCUCGCGGACGCGGACAAGAAAACGGCCGAAUCCCAAAUCGCAGCAGUCCUCGAUGCUGUAACACAAGUGAGCAAGCAACAGCCAGACAAUAGAACGCUUCCCGGUGCAUGCCUCGCCGGAACCCUCGCCACACCCACGCGGGACGCCAUGCUCCGAGCCGGCGUGCGCGUGACACCUCGCCAGGACUACGAGUAUGAGAAAUGGCUGUUCCGCGUCGAUGAUAUUCCGGAUUUCGAGGACCGUGUGACGUUGCCCGAGGGAGCUACAUGGGGCCCGGCAACGGAGAGGGAUUGUGAGAUUGUGAUUUCCAGGACGGAUAUUCCGCGUCAAGUAAAGACGUUGAUGUCGUGGCCUAGUUUGUUUCUCAAACUAGAGGAUGGAACGCCUAUCGCAUGGUCAUUCCUCGGCACCGAUGCAUCGUUAUCAAGUCUCCACUGCGAGAGAGGCUACGCGAAGGCUCUGGCGUCGAAGUUGAUCAAGAGAGGUACGAGCGAGUACGGCGCCGAUGGUUGGGCGUCCGCCGACGUGGCGCCGUAUAACACGGGGAGCAAGAAGAUGUGCCAGAGUCUCGGUGGGAGACAUACCUGGAACGUUUCGUGGAAUGUCAUUCAUCUUCACGAGGUAUAG